Raphanus sativus (radish) is the source of this 2743-nucleotide messenger RNA. Its product is annotated as protein EMBRYO SAC DEVELOPMENT ARREST 30. The transcript is spliced from 11 exons. The record is from RefSeq and is a predicted model, not a curated record. The coding region runs from base 303 to 2276 and encodes 657 amino acids. NCBI's taxonomy places the organism in Eukaryota, Viridiplantae, Streptophyta, Magnoliopsida, Brassicales, Brassicaceae. Gene Ontology annotation, cellular component: cytoplasm; Golgi apparatus; chloroplast.
CUCACAGGAGAGAUAUUAAAUUGCGUUUCUUCGAGUUCUGGGAAUGUGUCAGUGAGCUGUCUCUCUGGAUCUGACUCAAAAUUGAAUUCAACUACUGACUCCCCCACCCCCCGCACGGGUUGCUUGUUUGCUUCCCCCUGGAAACUUCGAUGCGGAGACAUAUAUCUCCUGUUUUUUUCUGAUCAGAUCCUAAAGCGUGCUCCUGCAAUUCGACGCCGUUUUCAGCUAAAUGAUCUUGGAUCUCGCCUUUAAUUCGUCGGAAGGAGCUCGAUUUUACGAGCUGGUGGUUGUAGGAGGAGGUGAUGGUGUUCAGAUCCAGGAUAAAAUGGAUUGCGCUCUUGGUGCUCAUCUUAUCAGUGGGUUCUCUCCUCGUUCAUCUCUCCAUCACAAAGUCUUCAUCUGUGCAGUUGGCUUCUUAUGCGAGAGGCACUCUUUGGCAAGAUUUUGAUUCUUUGUUAGGUGCUCAGGAUUUUAGAAAUAAGCACUUGUGGCGGCCUGUUAAAUCGUUGGAGUCCUUGCAGCCUUAUGCCAAUCCUAGAAACAGUUAUCCUGCGCCCAGUUCAACAAACAACGGCUUUAUUUACGCAAAGAUAUUUGGUGGAUUUGACAAGAUCAGAUCUUCUAUAUGUGAUCUUGUCACCAUCUCCAGGCUUCUAAAUGCUACUCUUAUCAUUCCAGAGCUUCAAGAAAGUCUUCGCUCCAAAGGCAUCAGCAACAAGUUCAAGAGUUUCUCCUAUCUUUAUGAUGAAGAGCAGUUUAUAUCCUUUCUCAAAAAUGAUGUUAUAGUUGCCAAGGCACUCCCUGAGAGCUUGAAAGCCGCGAGAAAAAGGAAUGAGUUUCCUCUUUUUAAGCCCAAAAACUCUGCAUCAACAAAAUUCUACCUCGAGGAAGUUUUGCCAAAACUAAAGAAAGCGAAUGUUAUUGGAUUGGUCGUCUCUGAUGGGGGAUGCUUGCAGUCCACUUUGCCAGCUUCAAUGCCUGAACUUCAGAGACUAAGGUGUAGAGUUGCCUUCCAUGCCCUCCAGCUUCGUUCAGAAAUCCAGGUGCUGGGCAAGAAGAUGGUUGACAGGCUACGUAGAUCAGGUCAACCCUUCCUAGCUUAUCAUCCUGGCUUAGUGAGGGACAAAUUGGCAUAUCAUGGAUGUGCUGAGCUUUUCCAGGAUCUUCACAGUGAACUCAUUCAGUAUCGGCGGGCUCAGAUGAUCAAGCAGAAGUUUAUUUCAGAAGAACUUAUUGUUGACUCACACUUACGCAGGGACAAUGGCUUAUGUCCUCUCAUGCCAGAAGAGGUUGGAAUUCUUUUGAAAGCAUUGGGUUAUUCUCAAAAGGCGAUUAUAUACUUAGCUGGUUCCGAAAUGUUUGGCGGCCAACGUGUUUUGAUUCCUCUGCGUGCCAUGUUCCCUCAUUUAGUGGAUCGGACUUCCUUAUGCAGUACAGAAGAAUUAUCAGAAUUGGUUGGUCCUGAGACGCCUCUUCCAGAAAGUACAUACAAAAUGCCUCAUAGAAAAAGCGAUAAGCAGCUCAAAGAAGAGUGGAACAAGGCAGGUCCUCGGCCUAGGCCUCUCCCUCCUCCUCCAGACAGACCUAUCUACCAGCACGAAAAAGAAGGGUGGUAUGGUUGGCUUACAGAGAAUGAUACAGAACCAACCCCUUCACUUAUGGAUUUUAGGAAUCAAGCACACAGGCUACUGUGGGAUGCGCUUGACUUCGUUGUAUCUGUAGAAUCUGAUGUGUUUCUCCCUGGUUUCAACAACGAUGGUAGUGGGUUGCCAGAUUUUUCGAGCUUGGUGAUGGGUCAGAGGCUCUAUGAAAGACCCUCAUCACGAACAUAUAGACUGGACAGGAAAGUUAUUCAAGAACUUUUCAACAUUACACGUGAGGACAUGUACCAUCCCAACCGUAACUGGACAGUUCGUGUGAGGGAACAUCUUAACUCAAGUUUGGGUGAAAGUGGGAUUAUCAGGCAGUCUAUGUUUUCGAAACCCAGGUUGUUUCUUUCACAUCCACUUCCUGAAUGCUCAUGCAGAACAUCUCCCCUUGAAGAUUCCAGACAAAUACGAAGUGACGACGGCAGAUUUCUCUAUGGAGGUGAGGAUGAAUGUCCUAAAUGGAUGAAAUCAGCUGGGGUGGAAAAGAGUAAAACCGAUGAUGGUGAUCAGCCUGAUUAUGAACAUGACCUUCUCACUGAACAGUCAGAAACUGAUGAAGAAUUUGCUAAAAGUAAGGUGGCUUCAGCUUUUGACCAGGAUGAAGAAUGGGAUCCCAAUGACAAGUAAUGUAUCAAGGAUGCAGAUUCUGCAGUCAGGUGUCAUUGGAUAGCUAAGGCGAAAAGCAAACAAACGGAGGUUUUUUUUCUUGUCUACAGUUACUGAGAAUAAGCUUUUAGUGUUAUUCUUUUGGUAGUAGUUUCUUGCAAAUUAGUUGCAUACUCUAUAUACGUCAGAGCUUUCUCAAAGAUAUUGGUAUUGCCUCCAAGCGCCCUUAUGCAGCAAGGAUUACUAUACGCAGCAAAGGACGAGCAUUAUGCUUCAUCCCUCUCUGAGGUCUUCCCAUGAAGCAAAUGUGAAGCUGGAGGUAUCUUUGUUUUUUUCCACAUUCAUUGUAAAUCUGAUAAAGGUUCAUUCAGAUUCUUUUUCUUUUCUCCUUUUCUACAAUAGUUUUUGUUUUCUGGAUUUGUUAUUGAGUUUGACACACUACAGAUAUGAAAGAUAAAAGUAAAUUUCAACAGAGUUUUAAUAUUCAA